Messenger RNA from Colletotrichum chrysophilum, 1854 nucleotides. RefSeq lists its product as uncharacterized. NCBI's taxonomy places the organism in Eukaryota, Fungi, Ascomycota, Sordariomycetes, Glomerellales, Glomerellaceae. The transcript has 3 exons. Bases 1 to 1854 code for a protein of 617 amino acids. The record is from RefSeq and is a predicted model, not a curated record.
AUGAGUGAAGCCGAUCGCUCCUUCCACAACGCCAUGAGACCAAGCUGGGGACCAGAUGGAACUCUGAUCUUUGCAACGACUCGCGAGCCUCUUGGUGCACCAUCCAGGCGCACCAAGACGGAUGAUCUCAUGUUGACGAGGAACGCUUCUGCAAAGGCUCUCAAGAAUCAGGUGAAGAUGACGCAAGUAGAGCUCACUGGGGGCGUACCCGGAACGACUCUACAUGCCGAUACCCUCAUGUCUCUUUUCCACGACCAAGACACCACCAGCCCUGCCAACGCACAUGAAAGGUUGGUUUGGGAGCUCGCCAGCAUUCUUUUCGACGGACCCGCCUCUGCCGAUGAAGAUCUGGGGAACGAAUCUCGAAAGAGUCGUUUGUCCAAGUUUUGGGCGGCGCUCGUUAAUUCUGCAUCAUCUCGAUCGGUUGCGCUUGCAAGGUCUAGCGAAGAGAAGGCCAUUGCAGCUUUGUCAGGGCACCGCAUCCAAGACGCGUGCAAGUACCUCUUGGAUGGGAACAACUUUCGCCUCGCAACCUUGGUCUCGCUGAUUGGCAGCAAUGAUCAGGCUAAAAAGGACAUGCGCGAACAAAUUAAUGAGUGGCAAGACGCCAACUUUCUUUCCGAGUUUGCCGACCCCCUACGCGCCAUUUAUGAAUUGCUGAGCGGCAAUUCAGGCGUGUGCGAGGGAAAGAAAGCAGUACCUCUCGAAGACCGCAUUGAGUCGUUCAUCAUCUCACAGCGUUUUGGCCUAGAUUGGAAGCAGGCCUUUGGGCUCAGGCUCUGGUAUUCUAUUUCACGCAAUGAUCACCUUUCGGCAGCCGUUCGUCUGUUCCGGGAAGACAUAACUCAAGACAGAGAACAGCGUCCUCAGACAUGGUAUCUUGAACAAGGCAUACCGGCACUCUGGAACGAUCGACAUUCAGAAGCUCGCGAGGACCUUCUGUGGGGUCUCCUGAAGCUGUAUUCAGAUGCCGAGACUGACUUGGAAGCUGUACUGCGACCGGAGAAUAGUCAGCUGUCGCCUCUAGACAUUCGGCUGUCUUGGCAGCUCAGUCGCGCCCUGCUAUCCACAAAUAAGGUAUCCUACGGCCACAACGCGUCUGAGAAGGCCGAUGCUUCGACCAUCGCUUUUGCCGACCAGCUCGUCAGCGAAGGAAGCUGGCUGGAAGCCACGUUUGUCUUGCUACAUCUCGGCAACCCAGACAUGCGAGCGAAGGCUGUGCAGGAGAAUCUUUGUCGGCAUGCGGCCCUACUGGGAUCCGAGACGGGGAACAAUUUCACAACUCUUACGCAGACACUCAAGAUACCGACUUCUUGGAUCUGGGAAGCUCAAGCCCUGUAUAUGAGAGCUGUCAAGAAAGACGCGGCAGCCGAAGUACAUUGUCUACUCCGAGCCGGUUCGUACCCCGAGGCACACAAUGUGCUCGUUCACCAGGUCGCGCCAUCGGCGGUUGUCAGCCGCGAUUACGACGAGCUGGCGGUUACUCUCUCCCGUUUCGAAGGCCACGACCAUGUCAUUCCUGGUUGGACCCUCGGAGGUGAGGUCUACAAGGCCUUUUUGGAGCUUGUGAGCCGCCGGAAGCAACGGCAGCAAAUUUCCAUACAGGUGCUCGAUAGGCUUCUGUCCGGCCUGCCAGCUCUGCGAGAGAGUGCCGAGAGUGGAAAUAUAACCAGUCUGGCAGCAAUCUCUGAGAUGGGUUCACUCGUGGCUAAGGUGACGGCGGAAGUACCGAGACAUGAUCAGGAUAAUGUCACUCGAGUAUUGAGCCUUCCCCUCACUGAAGACGCCCAUCUCAAGCAUGCGCUUAACAUGAGCCUUUCCUACUACCAAGGCUUAAUGGCGGGGGGCAGAUGA